GAACGCCUCUAUUUCAAUAGUCGCGAAUACUACCACCUGCAGUUCAGUAUCGUCUACCUCUCGCCAGACACAGAUUAUUUUCUCUCUCCUAGGGUUUUCCUUCGCGAAUACAUUCAUUAAAUUAACCUUCGAUUUACUCCCAUUUGCUCUCAAUGGAUCGCCGAUCAAACUACUCAUACCCUCGCCGAUCGAAACCACAAAAGUUCUACGUUGAAGACGAUGACGACGAUGAAAAUGACGUUGUUUUAGCAGGCAUCCCUGAUUCUGACACCGACGAAGAAGAAAAUAACGAUGACGAUGAUGAAGAUUUCAGCACUCACCAAAGUCGUCGUACACCAACACGACACCGUCGCAAACAAAGAAAACUCUCUUCUUACAAUCACCAAUUUACCCCUAAUUCCUCUAACAAUUCUGAUUGGUCGGAACAAGCAACAUCUGUACUUUUAGAAAUUUGGGGUGAAAGAUUUCUUCAAUUGGGAAGAAGUAGUUUAAGGAGUGAUGAUUGGAACGAUGUAGCUGAGCGCGUAUCGGAUGUUACUAGGUCGAAACGCAGCGUUUUAGAUUGUCAAAACAGAUUGAAUGUGCUUAAAUUGAAGUAUAAGAAGGAAAAAGCUAAAGUUAGUGGCAUUGGAGGUGGAAAUAGUAAAUGGGUUCAUUUUAAAAAGAUGGAUGUUUUUUUGACAAUGUUACCUAGACAAUUACAGCAGCAAGAACAGUUUGGGUUAGCUUGUGGGGUUGAUUCAGGCGAAUUCGUGUUUAUGAAUCCGAGGUUCUAUUUGGAUCAUUCGAAUGCAUGUGAUGAAAUGAGGGAUAGCCCCGGAAAUUCUGAAUUCGAGUUGGGGGAGGGUGAUGAGGGUGAGGAUGAGGAGGACGAUGAGGAGGUCAAUGAAGAAGAGGCGAAUGAGUCAUAUAGGAUGUUGUCUGAAUCGAUUAAGAGGGUGGGAGAUAUAUAUGAGAAGAUUGAGGAUAGUAAGAAGGUUCAUAUGAUGGAAUUGGAGAGAAUGAGGUUGGAGUUUCAGAAAGAAUUAGAGGAACAAAAGAAGGAAAUGAUGGAUCGAACGAAGACCGAGAUUGCAAAGUCGAAGGAAAAGGGUGAUGAGGGUAGUGAUUGUUCUGUUGAGAAUAUGAGUGAAUAAUGUAGGUUGUUCCUUUUUACUUCUACUAAUUUUGUUUUUCCUAUGUCAUCAAUAUUUGUUCUUUCUUGUGUCUGCAGACAAUGACAAUGUAGUUGUGUUUAAUGUUUUGAUUAAAUGCAAGGAUAGAAAUGGUAACUUGGUGAUCAUAAUGUUGCUAUCUAUUUGAAGAGUUGUUGACACAA
Messenger RNA from Amaranthus tricolor (Joseph's coat), 1318 nucleotides. RefSeq names its product trihelix transcription factor ENAP2-like. The record is from RefSeq and is a predicted model, not a curated record. The coding region runs from base 153 to 1136 and encodes 327 amino acids. Gene Ontology annotation, molecular function: transcription cis-regulatory region binding. The transcript has a single exon. Lineage: Eukaryota; Viridiplantae; Streptophyta; Magnoliopsida; Caryophyllales; Amaranthaceae. Gene Ontology annotation, cellular component: nucleus.